Molecule: messenger RNA, 660 nt
Organism: Lacerta agilis (Sand lizard)
Lineage: Eukaryota; Metazoa; Chordata; Lepidosauria; Squamata; Lacertidae
Product: glutathione S-transferase Mu 1-like
Biological process (GO): glutathione metabolic process
Molecular function (GO): glutathione transferase activity
Source: RefSeq, a predicted model, not a curated record
AGCUCGACCAGCAACAUGAUGAUGAUUUUGGGCUACUGGGGCAUCCGAGGGCUUGCACACAGCAUCCGCUUGCUACUAGCAUACACAGACACCCCCUUUGAAGAUAGGUUUUACAGCUGUGGAGAAGACCCCGGCUAUGACAAGAGCCAAUGGUUCAAUGAGAAGGAGAAGCUGGGCCUGGACUUCCCUAAUCCUCCUUACCUAAUUGAUGGCAAGAACAAGCUUACACAGAGUAAUGCCAUUCUCCAGUACAUUGCGUGCAAACACAAGCUCUGUGGAGAUGUCAGUGUGGAUAUGCUGGAGAAUCAGGUGAUGGAUUUCCGCAUGAGCCUCGUGAUGGUCGUGUACAAUCCUGAUUUUGAGAAACUAAAACCUGGGUACUUGGAGCAACUGCCAGGAAAGCUGAAACUGUUAUCAAAGUUCCUGGGGGACAGAAAGUGGUUUGCUGGGGACAAGAUCACCUUUGUUGACUUUCUCAUGUAUGAUGUCCUUGACCAAAACUGCAUGUUUGAACCCAAGUGCCUUGAUCAGUUCAAGAACCUUCAGGAUUUUGUCUCCCAUUUUGAGGCUCUGGAGAAGAUGAAAUCCAGCCGCUUUAUGAAGACUCCCAUUAAUAACGGGAUGGCUAAAUGGUGUAACAAGAAAGAGUAGAUGAAGAAU